AUGAUGAAGAACAACGAGCAAUUGAGGCCAAGUAGUCGCCGUGGCGCCUCGGGAGCAUGGCGAAGAGGCGAUCGACUCAAGCCAGCUCCAGCAGAUACUCUCGAGCUCUAUGGAUUACCCUCCAAAGGCGAGACUCGCCUCAACGACUUCCGCACGCAGGAAUUCUACUUCCACAAGAUCCUCGAGCGCUACAUGCGCCUCUGCGCCAUCAACGAAAAACAACUCGGCACCCUCUUCGCCUCCAUCUCGCAAGCCCUCAACCACGACUUCCUCGCCUCGCUCCACCUCCCCACUCCCCCGACGUCCGCCGCCACCCUCAACGACCCCCGCACCCCUACGGCCCCUUUCACCAGCCCCCCGCUCACCGAGCUCUCCACCGUCCUCGCCGCCCUCCGCAAGCUGCGCGAAGCAAUCACAGCGUCCGGCCGCAAAGACGCCUUCGCCCGCCGCGCCUACUUCUUCGGCGCUCACGCCGGCAUCCUCUGCAAGGACUGGGAAUCCUAUCUCCCGGCUCUAACCUCGCUGCUCACCGUGAUCCACCGGCCCGAAGCCCCCCUCAGCGCGCCCGACCUCAAGGAAUACGUCGGCCUGCUGAUCCUCGACCAGGCGUGUCGUCAGGGCAAUCUCGCCCUGGCCCACGAGACGCGGGUCAAGUUCGCAUACCGCGAUCGCAGGGUCGAAGGCGUGCUCAAGGCCCUGGUUGCGGAUAAUUGGGUCGCGUUUUGGAAGCUCAAGAGGGCAGUUGAUGGGUACCAGCGCAGCGUUAUGGAGUUUGCGGAGAAGGAGGUUAGGUUGCAUGCGUUGAAAUGUCUUGGCAGAGGGUAUAUGAGUGUUGACAGGAGGUUUGUGGAGAAGUGCGCUGAUAGGGAGUGGGCGGAGUUGGUCAAGGAAGGGGUCGGGUGGGAGUUGACGGAGACGGAUCGGGUUUUGAUUAAGAAGCCGAAGGCAAAGUGA
Messenger RNA from Periconia digitata, 954 nucleotides. The record is from the annotation of a GenBank genome assembly. NCBI's taxonomy places the organism in Eukaryota, Fungi, Ascomycota, Dothideomycetes, Pleosporales, Periconiaceae.